This is a messenger RNA of Molossus molossus (Pallas's mastiff bat), 1131 nucleotides long. Its product is annotated as protein FAM47E-like. The transcript is spliced from 7 exons. The record is from RefSeq and is a predicted model, not a curated record. The coding region runs from base 1 to 1131 and encodes 376 amino acids. NCBI's taxonomy places the organism in Eukaryota, Metazoa, Chordata, Mammalia, Chiroptera, Molossidae.
AUGUUGUCUUUCAGGUAUAGAGAGAAGGUGCCUUCCCAGUGUUUCACGAAUGCUGAGGCCAGGCCACCGUACCCCACCACCAUGAACGCGAAGCGGUGGGUAUUUGUGAGAAAUGGACUAGACGACUUCAGGACAGGCUGCCCUCCCUGCGAAGAAGGCAUGAUCCUUCGGGGCCUUGAGGAGAACAGACCUCCCCGACGUUCCAAGGAGCAGAAUGAGCUGCUCCAGGCAGUGAAGUUUUCCAAGCUCUCAGCAGCGCAGCUGGCACGGAAGGCUUUCGUGGCCGACAUUGAAGCCCAGCUGACCCCACACCCCCUGGCUCGGUUCCCAAACCUGAGAGAAGAUAUGCCGCCAGAGCUCCUAUUGAAGGUGCUGAAAGUGCUGGAUCCUGACAGGAAGCUGGCGGAUGCGUGGGCUCGUUGUGAAGGCAUCGAGCAAAAACCAAAGGAACCCGAAAAGCUGUUGAAAAAACGUCCCACCCAAGAGCACCCGGGACUUCUCAAGAAGACUCCUCAGCCACCUCCAGUGCAGUCACUUAAAAAAGCGAAGCCAAAGGAAAAGGAUUUGCUCCAUGAAGAUGCUCCAGAUCCUUAUGAAAGAGCACGUAAAGCAGUCAGUGACCUCUGCAACUGGGCUACUGAGAUUGGAUGUUCAAAGAUUGAUGAGGAGUACAUCAUGAAACAAUUUGAACUUGACUAUCAGUGCGAACCAAGCCAUGACCAGGUCCGCAUAGUGAACCUUGACCAGGUUCCCUCAGAACUGAAGAAGAAGUUGGGAAUCACGAAGAAGCAGCAGUCAACAUUUUUCCCGGAUCUAGGGCGGAAACCUCAGAAUUCUUCUAAACCAAAGUACGUGAAGAUGAGAUAUGGAGCAUGGUAUCUGAACCCCAAGCUGUGGAAAUGGCAACCAGCAGAUGAACCUUUGGUUGACCCCAAGCUCUUAUGUAAAGAUCAAGAUGAGAAUUUAAAAAAGAUGUUGCAGAAAGAGGAGGAGGAGUUUGCAAAACUUCACGGCCCCUUUGCCUUUAAGGAGUUCAUUCUAAGGAAGGGCUACAGGAUGCCAAGCUUCCUUGAGAAGAUAGAUAUCAAUAAGGGAUGUCAAUGUGGUUGCAAUAAGACUGCUGGAGAAUAA